UCCAGCCACGUUAAAGCGAUUGACACAAUUUAUCAGUCAACAGAUUUCUCAGGAAUUCGUAACAUCAGCUUCAUGGUGAAACGAAUAAGAAUUAACACAACUGUUGAUGAGAAGGACUCUUCCAAUCCCUUCAGAUUUCCUAACAUUGGUGUGGAAAAGUUUCUGGAACUGAACUCGGAACAGAAUCAUGAUGAUUAUUGCUUGGCCUAUGUGUUUACAGACCGGGAUUUUGAUGAUGGAGUUCUUGGUCUGGCUUGGGUUGGAGCCCCUUCAGGGAGCUCUGGUGGAAUAUGUGAAAAGAGCAAACUGUAUUCUGAUGGUAAGAAGAAGUCUUUGAACACUGGAAUCAUCACUGUUCAGAACUAUGGCUCUCAUGUUCCUCCCAAGGUUUCUCACAUUACUUUUGCUCAUGAGGUUGGGCAUAACUUUGGUUCACCUCAUGAUUCUGGAAUGGAGUGCACUCCAGGAGAGUCCAAGAACCUGGGACAGAAAGAAAAUGGCAAUUAUAUCAUGUAUGCAAGAGCUACAUCUGGGGACAAACUUAACAACAACAAGUUCUCUAUCUGUAGCAUUCGAAAUAUCAGCCAAGUUCUUGAGAAAAAGAGAAAUAAUUGCUUUGUUGAGUCUGGUCAACCCAUCUGUGGCAAUGGACUGGUUGAACAAGGGGAACAGUGUGAUUGUGGAUACAGCGACCAGUGUAAAGAUGAAUGCUGUUACGAUGCAAAUCAACCAGAGGAUAAAAAAUGCAAGUUAAAACCAGGCAAAUACUGCAGUCCUAGCCAAGGCCCCUGCUGUACUGCACAGUGUAAUUUCAAAUUGAGGACGGAUAAGUGUCGAAAUGAUUCUGACUGCGCAAAGGAAGGAAUGUGUAAUGGUGUCAGUGCUCUCUGUCCAGCAUCUGAUCCUAAACCAAACUUCACAGACUGCAACAGGAACACACAAGUGUGCAUAAAUGGGCAAUGUGCUGGCUCUAUCUGUGAGAAGCAUGGCUUGGAGGAAUGUACAUGUGCUAGUUCAGAUGGCAAGGAUGAUAGAGAAUUGUGUCAUGUCUGCUGCAUGAGAAAAAUGGACCCAGCUACAUGUGCAAGUACAGGCUCUAACCAGUGGGAGAGACACUUUGGUCGUAAAACUAUUACUUAGCAACCUGGAUCUCCUUGUAAUGAUUUUAAAGGCUAUUGUGAUGUUUUUAUGAGGUGUCGGCUAGUAGAUGCUGAUGGCCCUCUAGCUAGAUUAAAGAAAGCAAUUUUUAAUCCAGAGCUGUAUGAAAAUAUUGCAGAAUGGAUUGUGGCAUAUUGGUGGGCAGUGUUGCUUAUGGGAAUUGCCUUGAUCAUGUUAAUGGCUGGUUUCAUUAAGAUAUGCAGUGUUCAUACUCCAAGCAGUAAUCCAAAGUUGCCUCCUCAUAAACCACUUCCAGGCACUUUAAAAAGGAGGAGACCACCACAGACUACUCAGCCACCACAGCGGCAAAGGCCCCGAGAGAGUUAUCAGAUGGGACAUAUGAGACGUUGACUGCAGCUUUUUGCCUUGGUUCUUCCUAGUGCCUACAAUGGGAAAACUCACUCCAAAGAAAACCUAAUAAGUCAUUGUCCCCAGUCUUAACUCUCAAUAAUAGAAGAGGAAAAAAAAAAA
Molecule: messenger RNA, 1629 nt
Organism: Melopsittacus undulatus (budgerigar)
Lineage: Eukaryota; Metazoa; Chordata; Aves; Psittaciformes; Psittaculidae
Product: disintegrin and metalloproteinase domain-containing protein 10-like
Exons: 1
Coding region: 73-1140 (355 amino acids)
Biological process (GO): Notch signaling pathway; membrane protein ectodomain proteolysis
Cellular component (GO): synaptic membrane; plasma membrane
Molecular function (GO): metalloendopeptidase activity involved in amyloid precursor protein catabolic process
Source: RefSeq, a predicted model, not a curated record